GCGGUAAUGCUGUGUCAGUUGUGAUCAUAAUUAUUGAAGUCAUUAAUUGUGUAUUUCAAAAACGCAAAUGAAGAAGAAGAAGAUUUUUUUUAGAUGCUACAAGUAAUAAUGGUCUUGCAAUGUUGUCAAUAAUUUGAAUAAAGGGUUGCUUAUGUAGGUUAAAGGAGAUCGAACUAUCUGACCCUCACGGAAUUUGAUAUUUGAAAAAAAAGAUAAAUUCCUACUGUCUGUACUUUCAAAAUCAACUGUGUCAAAUCCAAAAAGCAUUAAGCGAGAAAACCAACAUAGAUAUUAUAAAAUUUCUUAUUAAUGAUGUUCCAAUAAUUAAUAGCCAAAAUUGAUAAAAAAAAAUUAAAAAAUUCAAAGUCUUGUCUAAGAGAAAACUGAAAUAUCAAACUCAAGAGCCAUGUUCUAAAUUAAAACGAAAAGAAUAAACCACAGUGAUCCAAUCAGAGAAGAAGCUGUUAAUAUAAAAGUAAUAUAAACAUGGAAUAUUGUGGCAGACGCAAUCGCAGAGGUAGACCGCGGUCUCGGACAUCAAAUCAACAAAUGCCUACGCAUUUAGUGCAAAGACCACCACAAUGCAGCGUUUUCAACAGCUUUUGCAGCUUCCUUUUGCUAACAAGUCUGAUUGCGAUUAUUUAUAUAAUGCUCGAUUACCAUUGUAAGAUUUGCAGUAAGAAAUGCGACGUUGAUAGCAUUACUAAAAGCAUCAAUGACAUUGGGCUCAAUAUUUCAAGAUUAAAAGAUUCCUAUACCGAUUUGGAAAAAUCAAUUCAGAAAUUUUCUGAAGAUAUUCCAAAAAUUGAGGGUCAAAUAGAAAUCUUGGAAACAUUAGCUAACACUAUGGAAAAAGGCGACUUUGUAUGGAAUCCUAAAACUGAUUUACCCCUUCCUAACGUAGGUGUGAUUCUCAAAGAGCCCCGCCUAAAAUUUUCUGGGAAACCAGGUGUUAAAGCAAAUAUAACAGAAAAACAAUUUAAGGCUCCAGUUUGUUGACUAUAUCAAAAUGCUUCAAAAAAUUUGGCUUCUAUCAGAGAUGCAUGUUUUGGAGUUUUUUGAUACAAUAUCGUGACUUAUUUACCUCACAUCGUAAUAAUGUAGAACUUUUUGAGAAACUUGACACAAAAUAAUACAUAAACAAUAAAUGAACUAGA
Molecule: messenger RNA, 1157 nt
Organism: Pararge aegeria (speckled wood butterfly)
Lineage: Eukaryota; Metazoa; Arthropoda; Insecta; Lepidoptera; Nymphalidae
Exons: 2
Coding region: 487-999 (170 amino acids)
Source: RefSeq, a predicted model, not a curated record